Molecule: messenger RNA, 615 nt
Organism: Funneliformis caledonium
Lineage: Eukaryota; Fungi; Glomeromycota; Glomeromycetes; Glomerales; Glomeraceae
Source: the annotation of a GenBank genome assembly
AUGAAAUCGCAAAAUUUUGAUGAUAAACCUGUAAUUACGAAAUCAAAAAGAGGAAGAAAGGCUCUUGCUGUAAGCGAAGAACUUGACGUGACAGGAAAAACUCAUUUCAUGGUAGUAAGAAGGCCAGAUCAUCCGACGCCAAAAAAAAAGGCACCAAAGACUCCAAAAGCCAUAAUACCAAGUAAUAAUUAUUGUGCACAAUGUGAACAAAAGGAUAAAGAUAUCGACGAACUUAAUGAUCAAAUUAAAAAAUUAAAAACCAAUACGCAACUUAUUGAUAAAUCAUCCAAUAUUGUAGCAGCGGAUUUAGAUAAUUCAUCUAAUCAAAUUAAUCACGAGCUAUUUGAAGGAGUUGGAAUGCAAUUACAAAAUCAAUUUUCAACAACGACAAUCACAUUAACACCAACUAUCAGAGACCUUUAUGAUCGAAUUGGAAAAAUAGAACGUCAUCUAAAUAUGUCAAUUCCUCAACCGCUAUCUUUCAUUGGAACAGAAAUGCCUUUUGAGAUGCAAUGUCAAAUGGCACCGACAACUUUAUUAACGCACCCGUAUGAACCAGAAGAUUUAACAAUGACAUCAGAUUUGAGUCCUUUCAAUCUACCCAAACAAUAUUAA